Molecule: messenger RNA, 3807 nt
Organism: Oryzias latipes (Japanese medaka)
Lineage: Eukaryota; Metazoa; Chordata; Actinopteri; Beloniformes; Adrianichthyidae
Product: piggyBac transposable element-derived protein 4
Source: RefSeq, a predicted model, not a curated record
AAAUUACCACUGGAGUUCGUCGUGUGUCAACCGAAAGGAUGAUUGGCGUACUCGAGCUUGCUCAUCCAUGUACAUUAAGGUCAUAGGCGGCGCUAAGGAUGAACAAAGGCCGCAAAAGAACACUAAGAAGCAGGUCGAGGCCCCUGGCCCACAAGCGGGGAACAAGAGCGGUCGAGCCAGAGGAUCCUCGGCCCGACUCGCAAGGGCAGCGCGGGGGGCCGAAGCCGGGCCGCUACGAACCCUACGACUGGGAUUCGGACUCAGACGGGGGACACAGAGACGGAGGGGGUCACGGUCGAGUCGGCCGCAAAACUCGCGCGGGCCGGCGAUCCCAUCCGCCGGGGGACAAAGCCCGUGAGCCUGAUGCGGCAGCGGUGGAGCCCGUGGGUCCUCGGCACGACUCGGAAGGGCAGCGCGGGGCCCCGAAGCCGGGCCGCUAUGAACCCUACGACUGGGAUUCGGACUCAGACGGGGGAGACGGAGGGGGCCACGGUCCGCCGCGGGACGAAGCCCUCGAGCCUGAUGCGGCAGCGGUCGAGCCCGAGGGUCCUCGGCACGACUCGGAAGGGCAGGGCGGGGGAGACGGAGACAGAGGGGGCCACGGUCAGGUCGGCCGUGAAACUCUCGAGGACAGGCGAUCCGAUCCGCCGCGGGACGAAGCCCUCGAGCCUGAUGCGGCAGCGGUCGAGCCCGAGGGUCCUCGGCACGACUCGGAAGGGCAGGGCGGGGGAGACGGAGACAGAGGGGGCCACGGUCAGGUCGGCCGUGAAACUCUCGAGGACAGGCGAUCCGAUCCGCCGCGGGACGAGGCCCACGAGCCUGACGAUGGAGCGGUCGAGCCCGGGGGUCCUCAGCAUGAAUUGGAAGGGCAGGGCAGAGGCGACGAACCCUCCGAUUGGGAUUUGUACGAGUGUGAAACGGACGUGGACGAGCUCGAUGGUUCUCAAAGUGAAACGGAAGAACAGCACCGGGGCCCCAGGUCAUCGGGCGAGGAAGACGUCGAGGAAGCCGUUGAGGAAGACGCCGAGGAAGACAUAGAGGAAGAACCAGCCGCAGAGAGCGCGAGCGUGUACCCGGAUACAUUUUCCUCCAAGAACGGUGAAAUAAAGUGGUCAGCGAACGAGCGUGAUCGGUCGAGCGUCCGGGCGUCCCCUCCUCACCAGGCCUCAGGGCCUACCACUGAGGCGAGGGAGGGGGCUCAAGACAUCCUGUCUUCUUUUCUUUUGUUUUUCACUCCGAAUGUAGAAAGACUGAUUUUGAUAGCUACCAACCGCCAUAGCGCCGAUAAGGCCCACGCCUUAAAGACUCCGAAACCCAUGGACGAGAUUGAACUGAGAGCCUACGUGGGACUGCUGAUCUUGGCCGGGGUGUACAGGUCUCGAGGCGAAGCGUUGGUGAGCCUGUGGGAGCCCGAGUGCGGACGACCGAUCUUCGGGGCAACCAUGUCCCUUAGAAGCUUUUACCAGCGCUCUGCGACGCUCAGGUUCGACGAUCGAAGCACGAGAGCCUCUAGGAGCGCUUCGGACAGAUUGGCCGCAGUCAGAGAGGUGUGGGAAGAGUGGUGCGAUCGGCUGCCCAGGCUUUACGACAUCGGACCCGAGGUGACUGUGGACGAACGAAUGGUUCCUUUCAAAGGACGUUGUUCUUUCAGACAGUACAUUCCCAGCAAGCCUACCAAGUACGGCCUCAAACUAUGGGUCGCUUGCGACGCAAGGACGAGCUACGCUUGGAGGGUCCAACCGUACAUGGGCAAGCUGGCUUCGGGUGCUCGAGAGACAAACCUUGCGUCCCGAGUGGUUUCGGAUCUCACCCGGGGACUGGAGCACCGUAACGUCACGUGCGACAAUUUCUUCACUUCGUACGCGCUCGCCACCGAGCUCCUGAAACGGAACAUCACCCUGCUCGGUACGAUCAAAAGCAACAAACCCGAACUGCCUCCGGAGCUCGCGUCGGCCCGCGGACGAGAAGCACUCUCCUCCAGGUUCGCCUUUACGGACUGCGCCGCGGCCCUUUCCUACGUGCCCAAAAAGAACAAAAACGUCCUGCUCCUUAGCACGAAGCAUUCGAGGGUCGAAAUAUGCCACGAACGCAGGGACAAAAAACCAGAGAUGAUCUUGGAUUACAAUAAAACCAAGGGCGGCGUGGACAACCUGGACAAACUGCUGGCCACGUACAGCUGCAGGAGAAUGACCAAGCGCUGGCCCUUGGCCAUGUUCCACAACAUGAUCGACAUGUCGGCGUACAACGCGUACGUGAUAUGGAGGGAAAUGCACCCGGACUGGAUGCCGUGGAACCGCAACCGAAGGAGAAUCUUCCUCGAGCAGCUGGGCAAAGAUCUCGUCAGACCGCUCGUACUUCGCAGGAAGCGUGUUCCUCGCGCAAGGCCGGCCUACGACCUAAUGGUCAGCAUGCAAGAAGCCGGCGGGACGAGCGCGCGCAGCGAGGGCAAAAGAAAACGAUGUCAGAUAUGCCCGCGCUCCAAGGACACAAAGACGCUGAUCUCCUGCAAGAGCUGCGGAAAGAGCAUCUGCAGAGGCUGCACUGUCCCCUUUUGCCCCCUUUGCUCCGAGCGCCAGGGAAGGGACGCCGACACAGACGCGUCCCAGUGAAAGGGAUCGAGCUGUCUGGUAGCGCGACCUGAUGCCUCGUUUCCCACUCGAGUAACUGAAAAUCUGUUCUGUUUUGAUAUCAGCGAGUCUGUCCUCUGUGCCGCCCUGUAUGUCCUCUGAAAAUAAAACUGAGAACUGCUGUCGUACAAAGGUGUCUGUGUGCGCGUGUGUCUGUGUGAACAUUCGAGAAGCAAAACUGUUGAAAGGGUUUGAGGGGUCUACGCGAAGGUACGGAUAUUUCGAUCCAACGCGUUCGAUUCACAAAGAAAGGCCUACAAACAGGGCUGGUUUGAGCUUGCAAAGCCUCUCAGCGCCCACAGGCCAACUCUGUCCUCGUUCGAGUGGAUAAACAGAGUCAGCAGGGAUUCUAAGCUUUACGGGGAGAGAAUUGGCCUGCAAGCUCUGAGGCUUGGCGUUCUGGAGGUAUCUUCACAUUCAGAAUGCUUGAGUCCGGAAAGAUUUUUUUUUUUUCUUCCCACUCGAGCUGUCAGAAUUACAUGUGGAGCCAGUUUGGGGAGGGAACCGCAACAGCCGAGAGCUCAGCGGAAGGGGAAAAAAAUGAGUUGGCCUUGUAGCACCAAAUCUCUUAUGAAUCCUAUGAGCUCUCCACCUAAACCUACUGUGAAUGUUGUGUGAGAUUUUCACUGGGUGUAAAAUAAAAUAAAAACAGAACAAAUAAUCGAAAAGAACCCAAACAUUAUAGUUUUUUUUUUUUGUGUGAUUCGGGGAUGUCUUCUGAUGCAAAAGGCUCGUAGCGCUGGCCAGCCUUCGCGAUCUGGUCUGCGCCCUGGAAACGAGCAGCGUGGGUUUGCGAGGGUAGCCGAGCUGCCACACGGCUGCUCGUUCUGGGAUAGGAUUGGCCUGCGAGCUCCUCUCAUCAACGACACGCUUCAGUUUGCCUCUGAUUCGGCUUCCCUGACACAGCGCGCUGUGAUGUGACUCGCAGAGCCACACAUCAAACCCUUCCCAUAGAGCUUCAUGUGCUGUCAGAGUGGAGGCGAUCGGCCUGCUCUGGGGCUGGGCUCCCCUUGGGGUUGCUUCACAUUUGGAACAUUUGGAGAUACAAGCGGAGCCAGCCCGGAGAGGGAACAGAAACGGACCACAGCUCAACGGAAAGGAGAGAAUGUUGGUCUUUGAGCACUCCGCCUGAAGCUAUCGCGAAUAUUCCGUGAGGUUUUCACUGUCUGUAAAAUAAAAA